This is a messenger RNA of Trachemys scripta elegans, 3857 nucleotides long. RefSeq names its product butyrophilin subfamily 1 member A1-like. NCBI's taxonomy places the organism in Eukaryota, Metazoa, Chordata, Testudines, Emydidae. Bases 412 to 1959 code for a protein of 515 amino acids. Gene Ontology annotation, cellular component: external side of plasma membrane. Gene Ontology annotation, biological process: T cell receptor signaling pathway; regulation of cytokine production. Gene Ontology annotation, molecular function: signaling receptor binding. The transcript is spliced from 12 exons. The record is from RefSeq and is a predicted model, not a curated record.
CUCCGCCCCAACCAGCCCGGGACACGGACCGUGACUUCAACUUCCCGCUACUCUGGUACUUUCAGUUUUGAAGCGCAGUGAAGGCCCAGGCGGGGAGGGGGCUCGGCCCCCUCAAUUCAGCUACAAAUGUAACAAAUGUAACUGGGGCUGCAGCCUCGGGAGGGGAGCUCCGGGCUCUGAAUCCCCAGCUACACGGCUCGGUCUGAGAUCUCCGGACACACGGCGCUGAGGGCUGUUAUCACCAAUGGGCCUCACUGAAGGGAUUCUCCGGAGAAACUGGCACCUCCUGACUCUGAAUGUCAACCUGGCUGUGGGAAUGUCCCUGCAAAUUCAGAGAUUUCUCUGUUCAUCUGAACACAGACUGGGAGGCUGGCACAGAGCUGGGCUCCCUUUGUGACAGACCAAGCUACGAUGAUGGGGAAGGUUCCCUCGUUCUACCCCGGCUCCACAGUAAGCUCCGCUCUGCCUGGCUACGUCGCUCUCUGCCUCACUCUACAGGUUCACAGGCUGGAGUCAGCACAUUUCACAGUGGCUGGACCUGACCAUCCAGUCACUGCCUCUCUAGGUGGGGAGGCCGUCCUGCCCUGCCACCUCUCCCCCAGGAUGAGCGCUGAGAACAUGGAGCUGAGAUGGUUCCGAUCCGAGUUCUCUGCAGUCGUGCACCUGUACCGUGAUGGGCAGGAUCAGUACGGUGAGCAGAUGCUAGAAUAUCAAGGAAGAACUGAGCUCUUGAAAGACGACAUCACCAAUGGGAGUGUUUCCCUGAGAAUACGCGAUAUCCGACCCUCUGACGAUGGGCAGUACAAGUGUCGUUUUCGAUCCAGUUUCACUUAUGAAGAAGCUUUUUUGGAACUGCAGGUGGCAGGGUUGGGCUCUGAUCCUGUCAUCUCUGUGGAGGGACAUCAGGAUGGAGGGAUCCGGGUUGUGUGUCGAUCAGCCGGAUGGUACCCAGAACCCGAGGCUCAGUGGAGAGAUAUCCAGGGGCAGCUCUUACCAUCAGACACUGAAAACAUAUCCCCAGAGGCCAAUGGCCUGUUUCAAACAGAGAUUGCUAUUGUUAUAACAGAAGAAUCCAACCAGAAAGUGUCCUGCUGUGUCAGGAACCUUCUUCUCAACCAGGAGAGAGAGUCAGCGAUUUCCAUAGCAGAGCUGUUUUUCCCACGAGUCAAUCGCUGGCGGGUGGCUCUGGGGGUGAUCCUGGUUCUCCUGGCUGUUCUCAUUCCCCUGGCCAGUUACUGCUUCUGGAGGCAACACAGAGCAAAAGAGACGCUGCGAUCUGAGCUGGAGAGCAAGAAAGAGAUGCUGCAAUCUGAUCUGGAGAGCGAGAAAGCGGCACAUCAGGCAGAGAAAGACAAACUCCAGGCUGAGCUCAGGUGGAGACGCGCCCAGCUCUAUGCAGUGGAUGUGACUCUGGAUCCAGACACGGCAAAUCCCAAACUCAUCCUGUCUGAGGAUCAGAAACGUGUGAGAUGUGGAGACACAUGCCAGGAUUUGCCCAACAACCCUAAGAGAUUUGAUCCUUGUCCCUCUGUCCUGGGUGCUGAGGGGUUCGCGGGCGGGAGGUGUUACUGGGAGGUGGAGGUGGGAGACAAGACGAGAUGGGAUCUGGGGGUUUGUAGGGAAUCUGUGAGUAGGAAGGGAUGGGUCACAGCCACACCUGAGGAUGGGUUCUGGGCUGUGUGGCUGAGGGAUGGGGAAUACAAGGCUCUCACCUACCCCUCGACCUCCCUCCCCGUGAGCGUCAGGCCCAGGCGGGUGGGGAUUUUCCUGGACUAUGAGGCGGGCGAGGUCUCGUUUUACAAUGUGACUGACAGGUCCCAUCUCUUCACUUUCACUGGCACGUUCUCCGGGACUCUCCACCCUUAUUUCUAUGCUGGUGUCAACACUUCAGGUACAAAUGCGGCUCCCCUGAUAAUCUGCCCGGUCCCAGCUCAGACUGGAGGCAAUCUCUGUCCCUGACAGCGACACCUGCAGCACAAUCUGUCCUAUCACAGCACCGCUGCUCUUCUCGCCCUCCCCUCCCCCAGUGGGGGAGGCCAGUUACUGCAGCAACUGGACUUUUUGUGCUGACCUUGCGCUGCCAGUUUCCCUUUUCAACUGGUGGUUCCAGUUGAAAACCGGACACCUGGGAACCUCUAACCCUCACCUCUCCCUGCCCCCUGCCCCAGGGGUAGCAGAUGGGGGUGGACUUUUGUCAGAAUUUUGUACCCCUGAGCAGAGUAUCAGGGGGCACAUCACAUGGCAUUGCUAGGACUACUUUUUGUUUUAAACGUGAUGCGUUAUGAACAUUUUCAAUGUAAUAAUUCAGUUUUGAAGAUUUAUUCACACUGUGCCAUCCAUGGCAUGUGCCCUAAACUUACCUUGAUUAUUUGAAAAUAAAUACUCUACAAUUAUCUUUUGAUGGAUUCAUUUGUGGUUUUUAUCCAGUCUGCUGGUGUCUAGGUGGCAUAGGCUGUUGAAACUAUUUUUCCUAGACAAUUUUCCCCUAAACUUUCUUUCAGAAAUAUCUGUGUUCCUUUCCCUAUUUCUCACUGACUUAUGUGUAAUUACUGUGGUUUCUUAUCCAAUCUUAUUGUGUUAUUAUAUGGGAAAAUAUGUUGGCAAAUACGUUAACAUACCACAUGGUUUUUACUCCCUGACAGGAGAUAAAAAUGUGUUGUCACUCCCAAUUUACAGCAUGAAGUAUCAUGAAGAGAUUUCAGGCAAUGUUCAUUUUUAAAUUUCUAACUAUGAAUGGGCUCCUCCAUCAGUUCCUGCAACCCCGGGCUGGCAGAGCUCUUUGUGAAUUAAGCAGCAGGCAGUCUGCCAGGGAACUUCCACCGUGUCUCUUUAUGACUUUUUAUGGUGCCUCACAACAUAGCAGCAGUUACGAGGAGCCCCCUUCCUGCUCCCUGGUUCAGACUUUUAUACUGCUGCUUUCUUCUCAGCGCUGAGCUAGUAACCUCAUCCCUACAGGUGCCAGUGAUCCCCUCUGCCCUUCCAAACCCAAACUGCUCAGUCCUUCCUACUCUAACUGCUCCCGGUGCCCUGGGUGUGCUCAGUGACCAGGGUGCUGGCUUCCAAAGGGCUCAGUUUGUAGUCGUUAAAUGCCCCCUGUCACACGGCCAUGGUUGUGUAAUUGGCAAUAUAGUGAAAAUAACACCAAAUGUAAACUGUUACCUUAUUAUUCAAUUCCGAACCUAGAUCUGCCAGUAUCUGCUCUGGACAGCCAUGUUGAUAUAUAAUUUUACAUGUGUUCUUCUCCCCCUCAUGCGCUGUCAUGGAUCUAAGUGGAAAUUCUUCUACCUCUUUUGAAAAAUCAUCUGUAGCUGUCAGUACAACCUGGUAUUGCUUCUGUGGUACUGGAUAGAGCCCGAUUCAAUCUGCUCCCAGGAAUUUCCAGAGUUUGGCAACCUAUGUGCAAGAACACAGGCUAGAGUUCUCAUUUUAAUCUUUCCUGUGACAUUUUUAUUAUAAUCCCAUACAUAGUAAGCAAAGUAAAUGUUUUAAUGUGGUUGUGAUGUUCCCCUCUGGUGUUAUCUGGACCAGUGAUCUACUAGGUCACUCCAAUCCUUGACUCUGGGAGCCAGCCUUACCCUGCUCUGCUGUGAGAACCCCCACUCCUGGGCGGUUCAUGCACAGCCUCUGGCAUGUAAACUGCUCCUUGGAUUGUGCAACCAAAUGACACUAGCCAAUAUCUCCAAUCCCAGAUGCAACCCUAGAAAUCUCCGUCUUGCAGUGUCCAGUUAUGCCCGCUAGAUGCUGAAAGCUUAUAUGAGCUCGUCAAUUUAACAAAGCAAUUGAUAUGUACCAGGCUUGUUAUCCCAAGGGGAGUCUCUGACAUGCUUCAAACCAAAUGCACUGCUUCAGGUAGAACA